AUGGCUGCUCCCGAGGAAGCUCAGGGACAAGUGCCUGAUGCUAAGGCCACCGAGCGCCCGACGUCCGACAUAUUUGACAUGGACAAAGUCGAGCGCGCCAGCUCCAUUGCGACCACCAUGGACCCCAUUGCUCACGGCGACCUGAAUCGCGACCGCGAUCACGGUUACCUCGAGCCAAGCCGGUUCUCCUUGUCUCGCGCCGGCCACAUUUCGCUAGACGACGUUGAGGCUGUCGACGUUGAGAUUCGAAGCCUUGCUGUCACCGUCGAUACAUCGCCUUCGUGGUUCGAGCCUUCGACGUAUCCUGACCUGGCAAAGCGGAGAUUCAAACCUACACCCGAAUCCAAGACAUUGCUGCACCAUGUCGACGCCUCGCUGGCCCAUGGCACGCUUACUGCCAUCAUUGGCGGCAGCGGAUCCGGCAAAACAACUCUCCUCAACACCAUGGCAGACCGCAUGAUCAGCUCGCGCUUGUCGCAGGCUGGAUCGAUCCGCUUCAACGGCAACGAUACAGUGCAGAACGUGCGCCACGCCUACGUGAUGCAACAGGAUAUCCUGCUCCCGACCCUAACCGUUCGAGAAACCCUGCAGUACUCUGCCGACUUGCGCCUGCCCCCACCAACCACGGCUGAGGAGCGCACGCGCAUUGUUGAGGAGGUCAUCUUGGAACUCGGCUUGAAAGAAUGCGCAGACACUAGGAUUGGCAAUCACCAGCAUCGUGGCUGUUCUGGUGGAGAGAAACGGAGAGUCAGCAUUGGCGUUCAGCUUCUGGCCAAUCCUUCAGUCUUGUUCUUGGACGAGCCCACGACAGGCUUGGAUGCCACCAGUGCGUUCCAGCUCGUCAGGACUCUCAAGAGCUUGGCGACCAAAGGGAGGACUAUCAUCACGACCAUUCAUCAACCGCGCUCAGAGAUUUGGGAUCUGUUUGACAAUCUCAUCAUUCUGACCCGUGGCAGCCCUGUAUACUCGGGGCUGGCAAAGGAUUGCACCACUUGGUUCGAGGGGCAAGGGUUUCGACUGCCCCCUUUUGUAAACCCUGCCGAGUACUUGAUUGACAUUGCUGCCAUUGACAAUCGAACUCCGGAACUUGAGGGAGAGAGUACAGCUCGAGUUGACAGGCUCAAGGCGGCCUGGAUGGAACAAAGUCAAACAAUUUUCCCACCCACUGAGCAAAGCGCCGUGCAAGCGACAAGCCACAGAGAAAGGAGAGCACAAGCGACGAAACAUGCCACGUAUGGCCGUCAACUACGCAUGUUGACCGACAGGACGUUCAAGGUGACCUAUCGAGAUCCUAUGGGCAUGCUGGCAGCCGUUGUCGAAGCGGUGCUGAUGGGCCUGGUGACGGGAUAUAUCUUUUACAACCUUCCCCGAGAUGAUUCCGGUAUUCGUUCGCGCCAAGGAGGGCUAUACACAGCCGCCGGUCUCCAGGGUUACCUCAUCCUCAUCUUCGAGAUCUAUCGUCUGUCUAUCGAUAUGUCUACCUUUGACCGGGAACACACGGAACACUGUGUUGACGCUAUUCCGUUUCUCCUCUCUCGACGUUUCGCCCGUUUAUUCACCGAAGACUUCCCCGUUCCGUUUCUAUUCUCCGUCAUAUUCUACUUUAUGGCUGGUUUCGAGAGAGAUGCCAGCCAGUUCCUCAUCUUCUUCAGCAUCACUCUACUGAAUCAUUAUAUCGCCAUGACUUGUGCUAUGACUUGCGUCACAGCCUGUCGAAACUUCCCUGGCGCAAGCUUGAUUGCCAACCUGAUAUAUACUAUGCAGAGCAUGGCCUGCGGCAUGUUUGUUCAAGCUGAAAGUAUACCCGUAUAUGUGCGGUGGAUGAAGCACAUCACAUACACUUAUUAUGCUUUCAGCGCAUACUGCGGUAACGAGUUUGAAGGGGCCUUCUAUGAUUGCCCACUACCUGGCGGUCAGUCGGAUCCAGCUUGUUACCAAUACACAGGCGAGUUCAUUAUGGAGUCGCUCGGCUUCCCCCAAAACUGGGUAUGGCGUCCCAUUGUCAUCAUGACCGCCUUCGUCAUUUUCUUCUGUAUCCUAUCUGCUGUAGGACUUCAGUUCGUUCCCGUUGAGAUGACCAUCGCGCGAGCAAGAAAUUCCGAUACCGAUUUGUCGGCUGGCAAAGAAAAUAUGCGUGCGAAGUCGAUUUCUGAGGUUCGCACCAUUGAUGUUGGACUUGACAACUUUGCGCUCGCUCUCGACAAACGCUCUGUGUUUGGUAAGAAGCAACCCACCAAGACAAUCCUCAACCCUGUCGAUGCGACAUUUCAAGCAGGCGUUCUGAAUAUCAUCAUGGGUCCUUCGGGCUCAGGAAAGACCUCGCUACUCAAUGCCAUGGCUUUGCGCCUGCACAACAAUAUUGGCACACAGUACAGGCCGGCAGGCAAACUAACCUUCAAUGGCGCUGUGCCAUCCAAUGCAGUGAUCAGGUCGAUAUGCUCUUACGUCUGUCAGGAUGACGACGCUCUGCUUCCUUCCCUGACUGUGCGCGAAACAUUGCGAUUCUCGGCCGGCUUGCGUCUCCCCUCCUGGAUGACGAAGGAGGAGAAGUUCAAACGCGCCGAAGAGGUGCUUCUCAAAAUGGGUUUGAAGGACUGCGCCGACAAUCUUGUGGGCAGCGAUCUGAUCAAAGGCAUAUCUGGAGGCGAGAAACGUCGAGUCACGAUUGCCGUCCAGCUACUCAGCGACCCGCGUGUUCUACUACUGGACGAACCGACGAGCGGCCUCGACGCCUUUACAGCCAAUUCAAUCAUGGAAGUGCUUCAGGGCCUCGCCAUGGAAGGUCGCACCCUCAUCCUUACGAUUCAUCAGGCGAGAUCAGAUCUGUUCAAGCAUUUCGGAAACGUCCUCCUUUUGGCUCGAGGCGGCUCACCUGCGUACGCUGGAUCGGCCAAGGAGAUGCUGCCGUAUUUCAACCGUCAGGGAUUCGAAUGCCCUUCACACACCAACCCCGCGGAUUUUGCUCUCGACUUGAUCACCAUUGACCUACAACAAGCAGAUCGAGAGGCAGACAGCCGGGAGAAAGUUAGGCGCUUGGUUGAGGCGUGGCAAGAGCACCUCAGAACACCAGUGGACACGGAAAAAUUCGAAGCGCAUGCUACUCGUUUACCUGGCAUCGAGGAGAAAGCGGAAGAUGACGCCGAGAAUAUAGCGUCGAGGACCUCGUCCUCGGAAAAGACGCGCUCUCACGAGAACGCGAAGGAGGAUGAGCUCCGCAUCUCAUCUGCUUCAAAGCCUGGACAUGAAGCGCACCAUCGACCUGCUGUCCCCCCCCCUCGUCAGUCCUUCAACAAAGCCACCCUGGCCACGCCGGCUGAGCUGGGUGCUCUCGUUCGUAAGCGGGCAUCGUUCGCAGCAGCAGCUCCACUGCUCAUGCACCGGGCGUUCAUCAACUUCCGCCGGCAACCACCGCUGCUGUUGGCUCGCACCAUGCAAGUCGUUGGCUUAGGCCUUGUGUUAUCACUCUUCUUUGCGCCUCUCAAGCACGACCUCAUAUCUGUGCAGAAUCGCAUGGGGUUCGUCCAGCAGGUCGGCGCCUUCUACUUUGUUGGCAUGCUGCAGAAUGUAGCGGUCUAUCCAGCCGAGCGUGACGUCUAUUAUCGCGAAGACGAUGACGGCGUCUACGGGGUUGAGGCCUUCCUAGCCAGCUACACCUUUCUUGAGAUCCCGUUUGAGGUUAUCAGCAGUCUUCUCUUUGGCGUCCUUGCAGUACUGGCCGUUGGCUUUCCUCGCACUGCAGAGAUGUACUUUGUAAGUGUGUUCUGCUGCUUCGCCAUUGUGAGCUGUGGCGAGAGCUUGGGUAUUAUCUUCAACACACUGUUCAGUCAUACCGGCUUCGCAGUCAAUCUGACGAGCGUCUUCCUCUCUGUUGCCCAGACCAUGGCUGGCGUCUUGUCCAUCGACAUGCCCGAGUUCCUGAAGGCUCUCAACUACUUGAGUCCUAUCCGGUUUUGGCUACCGUUUGCGGUCAUCGCCUCGUACAAUGGGGAGAACGUGGCUUAA
Molecule: messenger RNA, 4002 nt
Organism: Verticillium dahliae VdLs.17
Lineage: Eukaryota; Fungi; Ascomycota; Sordariomycetes; Glomerellales; Plectosphaerellaceae
Product: ATP-binding cassette sub-family G member 2
Exons: 3
Coding region: 1-4002 (1333 amino acids)
Cellular component (GO): membrane
Molecular function (GO): ATP hydrolysis activity; ABC-type transporter activity; ATP binding
Source: RefSeq, a predicted model, not a curated record